Zophobas morio is the source of this 1158-nucleotide messenger RNA. RefSeq lists its product as uncharacterized. Lineage: Eukaryota; Metazoa; Arthropoda; Insecta; Coleoptera; Tenebrionidae. The transcript is spliced from 9 exons. Bases 1 to 1158 code for a protein of 385 amino acids. Gene Ontology annotation, cellular component: RNA polymerase I core factor complex. Gene Ontology annotation, biological process: RNA polymerase I preinitiation complex assembly; nucleolar large rRNA transcription by RNA polymerase I. Gene Ontology annotation, molecular function: RNA polymerase I core promoter sequence-specific DNA binding. The record is from RefSeq and is a predicted model, not a curated record.
AUGAACUGCGAGGAGUGUGGAAGUGGUAAGUUUAUUGAAGUGGACAAUGGUUUCAAAGUUUGUGUAGAGUGCGGAACUCAUUUAAGAGGAUAUCAAGCAAUUACAGACGAGGAAUACAUAUGUGGUUCUUUGCAACAAAGGCGCGGAAGAAAAGUUAAAGGGAAAACCCACGAUUCAUUGGAAGCUUCCUUAAAUGCGUCCUUACAAGAUGACUAUAUUACGCAACUGAAGCGAUUGUUAAAAGUACUGCAGUCGAUUAUUCAGUUACAAGUUAAAGCUCUGAUUUCUUUUGGCUGCACAACUGCUUUAGAGGACAGCGCAAAGGGCAUUUGGACAGUCUAUAUAGCUUCCUUCGAAAAUGGCAUGCACGACGAAUUUUUGGCCAAACUGCAGACAGUUGCUGGGAGAGGGCGUUCUUCUUGUUUACUCAAUGAUGCCAGCGCUCUGAGCGAGGAUGGCGGCAAAGAAUCUUAUUUAUCGACUACUGGAAAAAGUACAACUGCAGAAAGUAUGUACUCUCUCUCUCCGAAUCUGGAAUUGACGCUGGUUGUAGUAUACUUGGGAGUUUUGUACCUUCAUAUACCCCUCACAGCUUUGGAUUUCUGCGAAACUACCGUGCACAGCAUGGCUCUGAAAAAUGCGAUACCCUUUUACGACUCUUGCGUGGAUCACCCGGAAUUCCGACUGCUUCAUCCUACUCAUAAACAACGAUUACUUAAAAAAAACGUUUUGACUUCUAGAUACCUUCACAAACGAACGACUUUGGUCGCCAAGAAACUUGGCCUAAGUCCACCGCCUCUUAACUUUUUGCCUUUGGCUUAUCGUUACGCGAGAAAGCUUAUGUUUCCUUCUGCAAUAGCGCAAGUUGCGCACGUUCUGCACCAAAAAUCUGGUGUUGACCGCUGCUUGAGAGUAACCUCCCCUCCGCGUGUUAUAGUCAUUGCAUGUCUCAUUAUUGCUGUAAAACUCUGUUACGGCAGCGAGUGUGAAUACGAGUACGGGAGCGACUCCUUCUUCGAAGAAGUGGCAGGCCCUUUUUCUUGGGCGAGUUGGUUAAGAAAAAUUUAUCAGAAGAGUUUCAGUGGAGGCGAAAGUCCUGCGCUCUGCGCCCGGGACUUGAGGUCUAUAGUUUAUAAGAAGGGCUCUUUUAUUUUUUAA